This is a messenger RNA of Haliotis rufescens (red abalone), 2734 nucleotides long. Its product is annotated as alkylated DNA repair protein alkB homolog 8-like. Gene Ontology annotation, molecular function: S-adenosylmethionine-dependent methyltransferase activity; tRNA binding. Lineage: Eukaryota; Metazoa; Mollusca; Gastropoda; Lepetellida; Haliotidae. The record is from RefSeq and is a predicted model, not a curated record. Bases 2 to 2395 code for a protein of 797 amino acids. The transcript is spliced from 11 exons. Gene Ontology annotation, cellular component: cytoplasm; nucleus. Gene Ontology annotation, biological process: tRNA wobble uridine modification.
AAUGGCUGCGCCCAUGGAACACGCGAAAUUAUCGAAAACAGAGCGAAAAAUCUUAAAGAAGCAAGUUAAAUCUCGACAAACUCUUUUUAAACACGAUGGUAUCUGUACAUCAGAGUGUCCAACAAAGAUUCUGUGUGUCAGUAAUGCUGGUUUAGACAAUGGCGUUACCCAACAGGAAGUCUUGGAUGUUUUCAACAAACAUGGAAGAGUUACUGAGAUCAUCAUGCUACCACAGAAACCAUACUGCUUUGUCUGCUUCUCGAGGACGAGUGAUGCUCAGGAGGCGUUUGAGGCUGUUAAUGGAUUUUUGUUUCGUAAAGGACAAAAUUCAUCGCAAGAUGUGUAUUUCUACAUUUCAUACGUUAGUCAGGUUCCAGCCAGUGUUGCCCCAUCAAGUGAGAUGCCCACAGGUUUAGUCAUGCUGCCAGACUUUGUCACACCGGAAUGGGAGACGCGUCUCCUUGACGAGAUCAACUGGAAGGAAGAGGCCAAUGAGGCUCAGAGAACACUGAAGCAUCGUCGAGUAACACAUUAUGGCUAUGAGUUCAAGUAUGGCAUCAACAAUGUUGACCCCAACGACCCACUGCCCGAUGCUGUCCCAGAAUCCUGUAGAGAGUUCCUCUCACGAGCCAUGGCGAUCGGUGUGGUCAAGCACUACCCUGAUCAGCUGACUGUCAAUCAGUAUGAACCAGGGCAAGGCAUCCCUCCCCAUGUGGACACCCCUCCAGCAUUUGAAGACGGCCUCAUGUCACUGAGUCUCGGCUCCCAGGCAGUUAUGGACUUUCGGCAUCCUGAUGGUCGGCACCUGUCAGUGUUACUUCCCCGACGGAGCCUGCUCGUGAUGACAGGGGACUCUCGGUACAUCUGGUCACAUGGCAUCACCCCCAGGAAGUCUGACAUUGUCCCCACCCCUGAUGGGGGUCUCACACUUGUCAACAGGGGGACGCGGACAUCCUUCACAUUCAGGAAACUGACAGCACAUGCAGGAGUUGAUGUCCAAUCCAUUAAGGAGGAACAAAGAGAAAGCCCAUGUUUGCCUGACACUGAGGCUGCUGCUGUCCAGCUUGAGCACGACCAUGUUCACCAGGUUUAUGAUGAUAUAGCUGAUCACUUCAGCGGUACUCGACACUCUACCUGGCCCGAGAUAGCUGACUUCAUCCACUCACAGCCGACAGGUACCCUUCUGGCCGACAUUGGCUGUGGUAACGGGAAAUACCUGGGCGUCAACACCAACAUAUACGAGCUUGGUUCUGAUAGAAGUGUGAAUCUGGCCAGCAUCUGUCACGCACGGAACUUCCCUGUAUUUGUGGGGGAUGUUCUGUCCAUUCCGCUCCGCUCUGACACAUUCGACGUUUGUCUGUGUAUCGCCGUCAUACACCAUCUCUCAACUCUGGCCAGAAGACAGAGAGCGGUGGGUGAGCUGCUCAGGAUCCUGCGCCCCGGGGGUCAGCUGCUUAUAUAUGUGUGGGCCAUGGAACAGGAGAGGAAACAGGUCAAGUCCAAGUACCUCAAGGAGGGCAAGACCACAUCCUCUGGGAACAAGAACACGUCCCCUGACGGCAAGACCACAACCCUUGAGAGCAAGACCUCAUCCCCUGAUGACAAGUCUUCACCCCCAGAGGGCAAGACUUCACCCCUAGGGGGCAAGAACACAUCCCCUGAGGGCAAGACUUCACCCCUAGGGGGCAAGAACACAUCCCCUGAUGACAAGUCUGCACCCCCAGAGAGCAAGACCUCAUCCCCUGAUGACAAGUCUGCACCCCCAGAGGGCAAGACUUCACCCCUAGGGGGCAAGAACACAUCCCCUGAGGGCAAGACUUCACCUCUAGGGGGCAAGAACACAUCCCAUGAGGGCAUGACUGGGCCCAACGAUGGUAAUAGUGAUAGGAAUAUUGAAGAUAACAAAACCACAGCUGAUGUAGAUUUGUGUGAAAGAAAGAGCCAGGUUGGUGAAUCCUGUGGAAAUGGGUGUUUAGGCAAUAGUUCCACACGUCAUGAACAGUCGGUUCAGAGAACUUGGGAAUCCACUGUGUCAGGAACUACUGAAAUAUCUGGUACAGACUGUACAGAAGCCAUAAUGAAUCAUUGUGAAUCAGACGUGUCAGAUGUAUCGGUAGAUUUCAGUAAUCAGUGCAGUACCACAAACAAAAAACUACCUGUUCAUGUGAAUAGGACAAACUUCAAGGAACAAGAUUUACUCGUGCCAUGGCAGUUGAAAAAUCAGAAGGCAAAUUCUAAUGUUAAGACAAGUGCCGAUGCCAGUACGUUACACCGAUUCUACCAUGUGUUUACAGAGGGUGAGCUACAGGACCUAUGUCGGAGUGUGGGCGGGGCACGGGUCGUGAGGAGCUACUAUGAUCAGGGGAACUGGUGUGUGGUGUUACAAAAAUCCUAACUGCAGGAUACGAAAUUAGAAAUUAUAUUUAUUGUCUAACUUGUCAAGGCUUCUAUUUUUUAGUUGGCCUAAAGAUGGUAUUUUCACAUCAUUUAUAACUAUUUGAUUGGCAUUCUAGAAGCAUCUAAAAAAAUAUUUUUAUGAUAAGAUUUGGAAUGUUUUGAGAGAAUAUUUCAAAAAUAAGAAUGAUUUCAUAAUGCAUAGAGAUCAUUAGUCAUUAAUACGAGGGGCGUUCAAUAUGUUUUGCAACUUCAAUAUUAGACCAAGUUGCAGAAUAUCUUUUGCACUUUUAUUUUUCAAUAUAAUAUCCAUUCACCUCAAUACACUUAUUCCAUUUGU